Venustampulla echinocandica is the source of this 2427-nucleotide messenger RNA. RefSeq lists its product as uncharacterized. The transcript has 4 exons. The record is from RefSeq and is a predicted model, not a curated record. Gene Ontology annotation, molecular function: protein binding. The coding region runs from base 1 to 2427 and encodes 808 amino acids. NCBI's taxonomy places the organism in Eukaryota, Fungi, Ascomycota, Leotiomycetes, Helotiales, Pleuroascaceae.
AUGUCAAGUUCAAGAGCGCCAAAAUGGGACUGGGCGUCUCAUAUACCCAAGAUGAUAGACCUUUACCAUCAACGAAUGUCAAUACCAGAUAUUCGUGAAGCUAUUGCAUGUGAAGGUUUUGAGCCAAGCCUAAGUUCCGUAUAUUCGAAAUUCAGAUCUAUGAACUAUCCCACAGAUCCUGUAGCGCGAACUAAACUCCUGGAUGAAACACUUCCAUGCCCUCGGGCUGCACAAGUCGGAUACCUGGCCCGUUUAAACGAACCAAGUCCUUACCAACCAUCAUAUUUUGAUAGGAGUGGAUUAUGCUCUGUACCUGAGGAUGGUUAUUUGGUGGAACAUGCAAAAUCAGAGUCCUGGCGCCCUAGUGGUGAGGUUCCGCCAGUUCCACAACCGGAAAUUGAACACUUCGACUUUAACGACGCGAUGGAUACAGCAGAUGACCCAUUGAAAAAUGUGAAUUUGACUGGUGAUGGGUCUAUCGACUCAUCUAAGCUACCUGCUUCCAUCUCUGGUAUAAGUGCUGAAGUAUUUCCACCCUCCUGGCCAACCUCCAAUUGCGAUGCAACCUCCCAAGGCUUGGGGAACUCCGCAGAUGAUGUUGAUCAGCCGUUACAGUUUCUUACUUCCGCCCUCGAGCCUGAUGGAGCUGCGUAUUUCGAUACCAACCACUCGCCUUCCAAAUCAGAAUUCGCCUUACAUGGAAUGGCAAAUCAAGUUAACUUUUCGCACUCUGGAGACUUCUUUCUUGGCUGGGAAGCCCAACCCGAUUCUCCAAAUCUUGAGCCACAGCUCCUGGCAAGGAUCCAAACGCCUAUAUAUUUAGACGAUGCAACAUCUUCUGGUCGUCAGGCGCACCACUCCUCUCUACGAAAGCGCACGUCAAGCGACCUCAAAUCCCCUGAAACACUACUCAAUGGCUCUAGCGCCCAUCGAUCAAGUAAUUCCAUGAAAAAGAUUAAAUCAUGGUUUGCCAAGCCUAGCGGUUCCUCUCGUUCUACAACAAGUCAUGCCGGUUCUCUAUUCACAGGGGACACUAGCGACUCUGGAUAUGCCACUGGCUAUACAUCGCUCUCGACCUUUGAAGAGGCCCCGUGGAUGAACUCUCAGUCGCUUGAGGAAUUCAACGGUUUAUAUCGCGUGGCUUGUUCAACUCUACACGAGCCGCCACAGCGCAAGGAACAUUGGAAGGACAUCCCAACAUGCCUAUACUGCCGGUACUCAAGCAUCCAUAAUCUCGGAUGGUCUGCUCGAUAUUUGAAACUUGAGGUUUUUUCGAGUGAACUCAAGCUAAGCGGCGUAUACGACCUUGGCGCCCUCGAUGCAGCAGGCAACACAGCCCUUCACUAUGCCGCCGCAGGCGGCGCCGGUUUCCAUCAUUUAAAAGCUCUAAUUGAUGCUGGAGUCGAUCCGAGUAUUGUCAAUACCAAUGGCGAAACCUUUAUCCACUGCUUGCGGCCAUUGCAUCCAUUUACGCUGGUUCCCAAUCCCGAUUGUUUUUCUAAUGGAGAUGACCUGAUCAGAUUGCUGGAACUUCUUCAACCGGUGUCAAAUUUCGACUGCCGUGAUAACCAUGGUCAAACCAUUUUGCACGCCCUCGCCUUGAAGAUAUCAGACUCAGAUCUCAAGGCGAAGGUUUUCAAGUUGUUUCGCGAUUCUGGAUACUUUCCGACAGUUCUGGAUAGGUUUGGCAAAUCAGCAAAUGAUGUGCUCCCACUCAUCUACGAUUGCCACGGUCAGGUGGUCGAUCCCAAUCCAAACAAAUACAUUCACGCGAUCGAGGAAACUGCAGAAGAGUCUGUUAUACUCGCUGAGUGCGGUUCAAGACAUCUCGAGCUAUUCAAAGCAAACAAAAUCAUCGAGCACGCAUACAAGGAACCCAAAUAUAUAGACCCAGAUACCGGUGAUACAGUUGUUCAUGCCCUCUCCAGACUUAACCCCAGUGAUGAUAUCAUUUCAUGGCUAGAGUAUUUUGUCUCGAGGGACGUGGACCUCAAUCUCCAUAACCGUCAGGGGAAAUAUCCAUUGAUAUCAUUCAUUGGCGAUAGGCCAUGGGAGGAGAGCGAAACCGGAGCGACGAUGUCCAAAUACCUCGAUGCAAUCAUCUGGAAGAAUCCCAAGGAGCGGAUUAAAAACAAUAUCAACGUUAAUAUGAGGGAUCGACAAGGUGCUACCGCCCUUCAUGGCGUUGCUAUUCGCGGCCGACCGGAUUCUACAAGAAGUCUCAUUGAGGCCGGCGCCAAUGUCAAUGCACGAGCUGAUAAUGGAUUGAGCGUCCUCCAAGCUGCCUUCGAUGCACUUGAUGGGGCGGUGUUGCGGAAUGAUGGUGUUCUAGCGCAUCUCCUGAAAGAGGUUAUUUCCCAUCUUCAGCAUGCUGGGGCUGUCAUCGAUCCGAUGUCGCUACAAGAACGCGGGAUCAAUAAGUUGUAA